AUGAACAUGCUGCGCGUCUGGGGCGGCGGCGUGUACGAGUCGGACCUCUUCUACUCGAUGGCCGACCGCCGGGGCAUCCUCGUCUGGCAGGACUUUAUGUUCGCUGACGCACUGUACCCGGCCACUCCCGCCUUCCUAGACUCCGUGGCCGACGAGGCGCGCCAACAGAUCAGACGACUUGGCCACCACGCAUCUCUCGUACUGUGGUGUGGGAACAGCGAGAACGAACUUGGAAUGGCUUACAACUGGUGGAAGCUACUAACACAGGAGCACCGGGUCGACUAUGUGAAGCUAUACGUGGAGACUUUACAAAGGACUGUGUACGACGAAGACAUGUCCAGACCGUUUCUCGGAUCGUCGCCUUCGAACGGAAUAUUGUCCGAGCUGAACGAAGGCGUGAACGACAACCCCAACAACGUCCUCUACGGAGAUGUGCACUACUACGACUACUACUCGCCGCCCUGGUCCCUGGGGUCCGUACCGACGCCUCGCUUCUGCUCGGGUUUCGGUCUGGUGUCGUUCCCGUCUUUCGAGACCCUGUCGACUGCGUUCGCGUCCGAAGACCUCGUCUUCCCCUUUUCGCAGCUGAUUGAAAACCGGCUGCACUUAGCCAACUCUCGUCUUGAAAUCUACCUAUCCUCCGUUCUCAACCUGCCUCGUAAAGACGGAAGCGAGCAGUCCUUCAAGGUCUUCAUAUUCCUGACUCAGGUGUACCAGGCGAUGGGCGUGAAGACGCAGGCUGAACACUUCCGGCGACACCGCCUCACUCUGCGCCGCUCCCGGGGCCUCACGAUGGGCGCUCUCUUCUGGCACCUGAACGACGUCUGGCAGGCGCCAUCGUGGUCCUCCAUCGAUUACUUGGGAAACUGGAAGAUGCUUCACUAUUUUGCCGUGCGGUUCUUCGCACCUCUGCUCGUUUCCGCCCACGUAGACGGGGACCGCCUGCUCGUGUACGCCAUCGACGACCUGUACGCGGGCGAGCCGUACAACCUGCGGCUCGACGUUCGCCUUUACCAUUACGGAUCCUUCGUGCCACGGCUCUCGCUGACGCACGUGUUUCCGAUGAGCUCCCUCGUCCAAGUGGUUUCAGCGAAGAACCUAUCGGAGCUGCUGUCGUCUGCGUCCUGCAGUCGAAACAACAGCUUCCUUACUUUCCGGCUGUCGAACGACAGCGACGGCGAGACGCUCUCCAGCAACUUCCUCCUGCUCCAAGUGCCUCGCCUGGCCACCGAGAUCCCGUCGGCCGCACUCAAGAUUUCCAACGUGAGCGCGCUCCAUUCUGAAGAUGAAAGCCUCCGAGGUUCCAACGUGCACGAGAUUGAACUGAAGACCGAUGCAGUGGCCUUGUUCGUGUGGCUGUCCGCGGGUCGCGUUCGAGGACGCUUCUCUGACAACGGUUUCAUCAUGGUGGACAAAACCACCUCUCUAACCUUUACCAGUGAUCUUCCGCUGGACGUGGCCCAGCUUCGUUUGAAUAUCUCAGUGACUUGCCUGAACUGCUUGCGACACGCUGGCUAUUCGCCUAUGGCUGAUAUAAAAACACAGUGAAAACAAAGAUAGAAGCUUCCCGUAAAUUUGCUGAAAACACACGUUCUAUAGCUUCUAACGGCUGAAAUAAGUUGCAAUGACCGAAUAGAGGCGUGUUUGCGUGAAUGACAUGAGAUGUAACAUUUGU
Molecule: messenger RNA, 1675 nt
Organism: Ixodes scapularis (black-legged tick)
Lineage: Eukaryota; Metazoa; Arthropoda; Arachnida; Ixodida; Ixodidae
Product: beta-mannosidase
Exons: 9
Coding region: 1-1548 (515 amino acids)
Biological process (GO): glycoprotein catabolic process
Molecular function (GO): beta-mannosidase activity
Source: RefSeq, a predicted model, not a curated record